Messenger RNA from Tricharina praecox, 5697 nucleotides. RefSeq lists its product as uncharacterized. The transcript has 4 exons. Gene Ontology annotation, molecular function: ATP binding; nucleic acid binding; 3'-5' DNA helicase activity. NCBI's taxonomy places the organism in Eukaryota, Fungi, Ascomycota, Pezizomycetes, Pezizales, Pyronemataceae. Gene Ontology annotation, biological process: DNA replication; double-strand break repair via homologous recombination. The record is from RefSeq and is a predicted model, not a curated record. Gene Ontology annotation, cellular component: cytoplasm; nucleus; chromosome. Bases 232 to 5343 code for a protein of 1703 amino acids.
CCUUCAUCUCCAUCUCAUCCUACCGACGAAUUCUGCAGCCAUCGAAGCACUCAGCCCUACCGAAACACCACAUUACUGGGGGUCUCACGCCUUGCCUCCAGCCGAACGCGUAGACUCCGAUACUGUGUUCACACGACUGGAGAAAAGAAAAAAAAAAGAAAGAUAUGCCGGCGGCCCCGCUUACUACGUCGGCUUAACAAUCGCUAGAUACUUUAUACCCGCUCUACUCUCAUGUCCACACGAAACAACCUCGCUCUGCACCUUCCCUGGCUACAGCGAGAGAAGCCGUUCAUUCCACCGCCGCUGAAAGAACCGCGUCCGAGCAAUGCGGCACUGCCUCCUGUAGCCAUACCGCGUGCGUCCGCUCCUUCGCUUUCGCCGCCGCCUCCAUCUCCCCCGCCACCGCAAACUGCGCCGCCAACGAAUCCCCCCGCUACAUCCUUCUCGAUUCCCUCUUGGAAACCCGUUCAAUCACUGCCACCGUCACGGCUGCCACCACAGUCGGCAAACCGAGAAGAAGAAGACCCAGACGCGGAAGAGAUGGUGGGCGCAUUGAAACUAAGCUCGUCGGUUCGAGCCAAGAGACCGAAGCUUGGAAGUCUUCCUCUCGAUUCACAUCCGAACUUCGAACGAUCAAUUCCGACCUCGAAUACAGCCAAGCCAGUCCCAAGAACACCAGCAGUUGGAUCGCUUAGCAGGGAGGAGUCAAGGACUGGGCUGCACACCGGUGGAAGCUCACGACUCGUUGCGUCUACUACUACUACCAAACGUCCGCCGUCAGAUAUUAUGCAAAUCGACACGAUCGACCUCACGGGUGACGACGACGACAAUGGUGCGAGACCACCCGUGUACGCUACCCCGCGCUCAGCUGCGCACUCCGCUCGAACGGAUGCCCAUACGAAGCGGGGCACAAGCCGCUAUAUGGACUCGGACCAAGAUCUACCGCCGGUACCGACAAAUCCCAGGGCGAAUUCCGCCAUGCCAAUGGUUCCGCCACAUGGGUUGAGCAAUAGUAGGGCUGUCAGGGGAAAGAAACGAUUCAGCGGCGAUUUCAUGGUAGACGAUUACGAUGUGUCGGCCUCAUGCUCCGAUGGACCACCUUCGUCAAAGUCGCCACGGCUGUAUAAUGCGCGCGCUUUGUCUGCUACUUUGCGGAGCCCGCAGAGACAGCGGCGGAUCAACCGCGGGAUCGAUGAGUCUUUACCGCCAGCUUCGUCACAGGCCCCUCCAACUCCGGAUGCCGAUCUCCCUGCUGCUCGGUCUUAUCGCCCUCCUCAGCCUACUAGGUCUUCCAGUACGGUUGUUGAAUCACCCAAUACCAUACAGAACAAGAGGAGAAAGGUCCAGAAUCAGUGUACCACGUGGCAGUCCGAUGAGGAGAAGAAGGAAGAGGAAGAGGAAGAGGCGGAAAUGUUCACGCGACAAAGAAAAAAGCGGGCGACAUCGCGAACUGCAGGCGUAAAGGAGGAAACUACGCCAAUGCACGUACCCCGGCAACUACAAGAAAGCCAGGACAGUCAACGUUCUCGAUCUCAGUGGUUCACACAAGGAGUGGUCAAAGAUUCAGACGAUGAAGAGGACUUCUCCGAUAGCGGCGAUCACGAAAUGGAGGAAAGCUACGGUAUGGGGGAUGAUGCUGACCUUCUGAGCUUGCUGGAGGACGAAGAAGCUGCCAGUAACCACAACCCAAUCCAGAGGGCCAGCGAUAAGGGCAAAGCAUACGCCACGCCAGUACCACGAAUUUCGCCUGCUAAGGUCAGACGGUCACCCCGCAAGGCUAAAGAUCUUCCAGAGCCAGUUCCACCCAACGUGGAGGACGAUGACGAGUUUGCAGGGAUGUCCGAAACACAGUUGAAGACGAUGCUUUCAAGUCUCAAGCAACAGAAUUACGAGUUGCUAGAUGUCCUCCAGGAUCAGUACUACGAUGCGGGAGAAGCACCCCCAAUGAAGCUGAUUACCGAGAAGAAGAAGCUGAAAGCGAAAAUUGAUCUCGUUACGAAAAGAAUUGCCAGUGGUGUCUCAAUACCCACUGCCAGCAGUAAUCCUUCGUUGAUCUCUAGCCCCAUCAAGAAGCGCAGCGGCAUGGUAGAAGCUACUCAGUAUCCUCAACUGCAGCCGUUCAAUGAACCUCCCACGCAUACUAAUCCUAUACCGUCAACGCCAUCGAAACGCAAUAAGUACGGGGAUGAAACCACGGCUAGCCCCAUCACCCGGACAAUACGAUCUCCGCUCAAACCUCCGUCCAGGAGACAUUUGCAUCCUCCUCCUCCCCCGCCAAACCGUCAACCAUCUCCGUCUGUUCGACGAGGCUUUCCCCAGCGAACUCUCGAGGGCCUACGUCCUCCCGACUCUCCACCGCCGUUCGAUCCGGACGAUUUUGAUUUCGAGGAGGUUGAUCCAGUUCCUCGGAAUGUUCCUCAGAAUGUUCCUCGGCCCGCUUUACAAAGUGAAGACGAAAACUUUGGCAGUGAUUUCGAAGUCGAGGAUCUGGAAGAAAUCGAGGAUGAUGACAUUCGGAUAAUCGAUCCACCACCAACUAGAAAGAGAGCACCCCUCGGUCCUUCAACCGGGAAUUCACCAACCCGCAGGACCAUCGACCAGGUUCUCGGAAAGAAGCCCCAGUCAACGCAGCUCGCAAAUCCACACAUUGAGCUCCUCCAGGGGAAACACCAUACCCAGCGUGCCGCGACGGUCGAUCUGAAUAGUCCUACCAUGCAGUACCCAUGGUCAAAAGAAGUCGCCGCUGCCUUGCGCCACCAGUUCAAACUGAAAGGGUUCCGAAGCAAUCAGCUCGAGGCCAUCAACGAAACUCUUUCUGGAAAAGACGUCUUUGUGAUCAUGCCCACGGGAGGCGGAAAGAGUCUGAUCUACCAGCUUCCUGCUGUGGUUAAGUCGGGAAAGACCCGAGGCGUGACUAUCGUUGUCUCGCCAUUACUCUCUCUGAUGACCGAUCAGGUGGAUCAUCUUCACGCGAACAAUGUUAUGGCGUUCUUGCUCAACGGAGAGAUCGAGGAGGCGAGGAAGAAGUUGAUAUUUCAAUGGUUGCGAGACCCCGAUGUCGAAAACAUGAUAUCCUUGCUUUACGUAACCCCUGAGAUGAUCGGAAAGAGCAACUACCUAAUCGACACACUCCGCGAUUUACACCGUCGGGGGAAACUCGCCAGAAUAGUGGUUGACGAAGCUCAUUGUGUAUCGCAAUGGGGCCACGACUUUCGACCGGAUUACAAGGAGCUCGGGACUAUCAGACCCAACUUUCCAGGCACCCCCUGGAUCGCUCUGACGGCUACAGCCACAUCGAAGGUGCAACUGGAUGUUCAACGCUGUCUGGGAAUGACCGGCUGCAAGGUGUUCACCCAAAGCUUCAAUCGUCCCAACCUGAGCUACGUCGUGCGGUCAAGGAACAAAGGACCCAAAGUUCUGGCCGAUAUCGCGGAAAUCUGCCAGGAGAACCGGAACAAGGCGGGUAUCGUUUACUGCCUGAGUCGGCAGACUUGCGAAAAGGUGGCAAAGGUGUUGCGGGACCGUGGCAUCAACGCUGAACAUUUCCACGCCGGAAUGGCGUCCGACGAAAAGAGCAAGCUGCAGAAAGCCUGGCAGGCGGGACGGUGCCAUGUAAUCGUCGCAACGAUCGCGUUCGGCAUGGGAAUCGACAAGUCGGACGUGCGUUUCGUUGUUCAUUACAGCAUACCGAAGAGCUUGGAAGGAUACUAUCAGGAAACGGGCAGGGCCGGCAGAGAUGGCAAACCCAGUAUCUGUACCUUGUUCUACAACUAUAGCGACGCAAACUCUCUCUUCCGGAUGGUGGACAGUGGCGAAGGUCCGCACGACCAGAAGAAGCGACAGAAGGAGAUGAUUCGACAAGUCAUCCAAUACUGCGACAACGAGGCAGAGUGCCGGAGAGUACAGGUGCUUCGGUACUUUGGCGACACGAAGUUUACGGCAGAUGAAUGCAAUGCCUCCUGUGAUAAUUGCUCCUCCGGAGUCGAGUUCGAGCGGCGUGAUGUCACCGAUUAUGCCAAAAUAGCCCUCAAGAUCAUCCAGGCAUUAGACGGGCAGAAAAAGACGCUCCUCUAUGCGGCGGACGUCUUCAAAGGAGCUGGCAAGAAGGCUCAGGAUACCGAUGGCCAUAUCGAGGGAUUCGGGGCUGGGAAGCAUUGGACAAAGUCAGACUGUGAGAGGCUCUUCAAUAAACUCUCGUCCGAGGAGUUCAUUGGAGAGCUGCACGUAGCGUCGCGCAGCGGAUGGCACAACAGCUAUGUCAAGUUGAACAAAACCAAUGCCAACAAGAUCCUGAAUGGGAGAGAAAGGGUGUUCAUGUCUUUCAUGAAGGAGGGGCAAACGAAUGCGAAGAGGCCCGUCGUCGCGAGGAAACCCGCCUCUUCCACAGCAUCCUCUAGGGGCGAGCUUGAGCUGCAGUCUACAAGAGCGAGAGAAUCUGACCUCGGUGGGUUUGUCGUGUCGGAUGGGGAAUAUGAUAGCUUGGGGAUGCCGCCGAUACGAAUUGGUCCCUCUCGUAAAGAGCCUUCCGCACGAGCACGCAGGGCAGACCGCAAUCCACCCCAGCAGCUCGGACAACCCAUAACGGCAGAGGAUGUUAUGGCCACUCUCAACCCUUUGGAAAUGGAAAUGCUCGAUCGAUUCAUCAAGGAGGCCAGGAAAAUCCGGGGUAAAAUAAUGGAAGAUAAUGGAUUCAGCCGCAUCCAAUCCGUCUUCGUGGAUGGAAUGCUCCAGAAGUUCGGAAUAUUCCUACCGACAACCAAGGAGGCGAUGGCAGCAAUCGUCGGGAACGCAGACAGAGUCGAAGACUUUGGCGCCCAGUUCCUCGCCCUCUGUCGCAAGUUCGCCAAAGAGAAGGAAGAGAACUUUGCAGACGCGGACAUAGGCGAAACCCCCAUCUUCCGCAACUUUUCGCAGCCACCGACCGCGGGUUCCUUCAUCGCUCUCGACGACGACGACGACGACGAUGCGGACGAGGAUGAGGACUACAGCGGCGGCAUGGCGGACGAGGACUUCGAAGACGGCGACACAAGCGAGUACUUCCGCAAAGACGUUGCCGACAGGCAGAAGGACAUGAUCAGCCAAUGGGAGGCUGGAGCGAGCCAGGCCCGGCCGAAGAAAGCAGCGGUAGGUGCGCGGGGAGGCGGCCGCGGCGGUAGGGCCCGUGGCUUGAAGAAGCCGUAUGGCAGUCGGGCUAGUGGCGCAGAGUCUGGCGGUGGCAGGAGGCAGAGUGGCGGGGCGAGGGGGUUCGCAAAGAAGAGGGGCGGUGCAAGAGGAGGUGGUGGUGCGGCUUCGCGUGGAGGCGGUGGUUCGAGAGGUGGUGCGGGUCCGAAGGCGUUGUGGUGAUAAGGUUUUGGCUUCCCCAACCAACAACACGUUUUCUUUUUUGCCCCUUCCCUUGUUUUCCUGACGAUUCUCCUUUUCAUUUCAUUUAUCAUUACUGGCCUCGUGGCCGUGGCCGUGGCCGUGGCCGUGUCAUCGCGAAGGGAGGUACUCUACUUGGGUAUUAGUGUAUAGUAUUCUUUUUUUCUUUCUUCUUCUGUUUUUCUUCUGUUUUUUCUUCAUAUUAAACUUAGGCGGAGGCCGGAAGGGGAGUUUUGGAUAUUUGAUUAUUGUUUUGUAGGUAUGCUGUUUAAGUUUGUACUUACUCUACAUUGGGAGACAAUGAUUUGACGGAUUGGAUUGGAUUGGAUUCCGCGA